AUGCAUCUUCCCUCCUUGAUCGCCUGCCUGGGCGCAGUAGGUGCACAGGCUGCUGCCAUAGCACCUUGGGCUAGACUCAGGUCUGUAAAUGAGACUGACUUCGCCGCUGCCGCUGCUUUCCCCGAUGGCUACUGGAUGAAUGACCUCUCCGGUAAAGGACGAGCAGCUUUCAACAGCAACCCGAACUACAAGGUCUUCCGCAAUGUCAAGGAAUACGGUGCCAAGGGCGAUGGUGUAACUGAUGACUCUGAUGCUAUCAACCGUGCCAUUUCCGAUGGCGGCCGCUGCGGUCCCUGGGUCUGCGAUUCUUCGACUGAUUCCCCCGCCGUUGUCUACAUUCCUUCUGGAACGUACCUCAUCAGCAAGCCCAUCAUCUUCUACUAUGAGACUCAGCUCAUCGGUAACCCUCGUGCUCUCCCUAUCCUCAAGGCUUCUCCUUCGCUCCAGGCUCUUGCCCUCAUCGACGCCAGCCCUUACAACAACCAAAACGGUCAGCCUGGAUGGAUCUCGACCAACCUCUUCGUCCGCCAAAUCCGCAACUUGAUCAUCGAUGGCACUGCUGUUCCACCGACCUCGGGCUUCCAGGCUAUCCACUGGCCCGCCUCGCAAGCUACUACCAUCCAAAACGUUAAGAUCCGCAUGACACAGGCAUCUAACUCUGUCCAUGCUGGUAUCUUCGUCGAGAACGGAUCUGGUGGUCACAUGGCCGACCUCGACAUCUCGGGUGGUCUGUACGGAAUGAACAUCGGCAACCAGCAGUUCACCAUGCGCAACGUCAAGAUCUCCAAGGCCGUCACUGGUAUCUCUCAGAUCUGGGACUGGGGUUGGUUGUACGCUGGUCUCUCCAUCAGCGACUGCGGAACUGCUUUUUCCAUGAGCAACGGUGCCUCUUCUGGAAAGCUUGAGGUCGGCUCCGUUGUCAUCAUCGACUCUGAGAUCACCAACUGCAACAAGUUUGUCGACAUGGCAUGGUCAAGGUCCACUAUGCCCACCGGUGCUGGUCAGCUGAUUCUUGAGAACAUUGUUCUGAACAACGUACCCAACGCUGUCGUCGGAAACGGUGCCACUGUUCUUGCUGGAGGUUCGCUCACGAUCCAAGCUUGGGGACAGGGUAACAAGUACGCUCCCAACGUCAACGGACCUCAGAAGUUCCAGGGACCUAUCACCCCGGCUCCCCGCCCCAGCAGUCUUUUGGACGGUGGCAAGUACUACGCCAAGUCGAAGCCCACAUACGAGACUCUCACUACUGGCAACUUCAUCAGCGCUCGUGGUGCCGGUGCCACUGGCGAUGGUCGUACCGAUGAUACUCAGGCCGUUCAGAACGCCAUCAACUCAGCUGUCUCUCAGGGCAAGGUCGUCUACUUCGAGCACGGUACCUACAAGGUUACAAACACCAUCUACGUUCCUGGUGGCGCCCGCAUGGUCGGCGAGACAUUCUCCGUGAUCAUGGGUUCCGGCUCUGUGUUCGGAAACAAGGACAGUCCAGUUCCCAUUGUGCAGGUCGGCAAGUCUGGUGAGAGCGGUAGCGUCGAAUGGUCCGACAUGAUUGUCGCUACCCAGGGCGCAACACCCGGUGCCAUUGUCAUCCAGUACAACCUCAACACUGCGCGUGGCUCUGGUAUCUGGGACGUCCACACCAGGAUCGGUGGUGCAAAGGGUACCAACCUGCAGGUUGCGCAAUGCCCCGCGAUCGUCGGACAAGUCAAGCCUGAGUGCAUGGCUGCGCACACCAACGUCCACAUCACCAAGGGUGCCAACGGAGCAUACUUUGAGAACAACUGGUUCUGGACUGCUGAUCACGACCUAGACGACGCCAAGUCGACCCGUGUCAACAUCUACACUGGCCGUGGUCUUCAUGUUGAGGCUCAGAAUGUCUGGCUUUGGGCCAACGGGGUAGAGCACCAUGCCGUCUACCAAUACCAACCUCUUCAGUUCAACGGUGCAAGCAACAUCUUCGCCGGUUUCAUCCAAACCGAAACCCCCUACUACCAGCCCACACCUGACGCCUCCACCAACCCCUACGGCAGCUCAGCUGCCUACUCUGACCCCACCUACCCCUCCGGUGCCUCAGCAUGGGGACUCCGCGUUCUAAACUCCAAGAACGUCAUGAUCUACGGUGGAGGUCUGUACUCUUUCUUCCGCAACAUCGACGUCUCGUGCUCCUCUCCUGAUGCGCCUGGUGGCAACCGCAACUGCCAGCAACGCAUCUUCAGCAUCGAGGGUGCGAGCACCAUACAGGCUUUUGCUCUUAGCGAGGUCGGCGUGCAGUCCAUGGUCACUGUUGAUGGUGUUGACAAGGCGAACUGGAGCGACAACUUGAGCGUUUACCCGAACACCAUUGGGUGGGUGUCCAACGGGUUCUAG
Pyrenophora tritici-repentis Pt-1C-BFP is the source of this 2364-nucleotide messenger RNA. NCBI's taxonomy places the organism in Eukaryota, Fungi, Ascomycota, Dothideomycetes, Pleosporales, Pleosporaceae. The record is from RefSeq and is a predicted model, not a curated record.